This is a messenger RNA of Macadamia integrifolia, 3500 nucleotides long. RefSeq lists its product as uncharacterized. The coding region runs from base 1 to 3180 and encodes 1059 amino acids. The transcript is spliced from 12 exons. NCBI's taxonomy places the organism in Eukaryota, Viridiplantae, Streptophyta, Magnoliopsida, Proteales, Proteaceae. The record is from RefSeq and is a predicted model, not a curated record.
AUGAAAAUUAUGUUUCAUUGUUUCUUAAAUUUCAGAUCUGAAUCUUCCAAUGGAAUUACUGGAAACAACAAGUUGGAUGGUGCUUCGCAGCCUACCAGUUCAAAUUCCCGCGUAAUAUGCAGGAAUGAGAUGGACAAUGUUUCUCUCCCCCGGGAUCGUACAGCAGGGCUGGAGGAGAGAUUUGUGGCAAAGGCAAACAAUAAGUUAAAUAUUCGUGAGGACAGUCAGGCAGGCAGUCCUAGUCCAGUGACAAAAGGAAAGGCUUCGAGAGCACCAAGAACUGGUUCUACUUCUGGUUCUGGUGUUGCUACAACCUCAUCUCCCAACUUCCCUCGCCCAACUGGAGUUCUUGAUGGGUUGGAGCAGCCACCAAGCUUAAACAAGAUCCAGUCUCUGGGUGGAGCAAACAACCGCAAGCGUCCUUUGCCUACAGGAUCAUCUUCUCCCCCUAUGGCCCAAUGGGUUGGUCAGAGGCCACACAAAAUCUCACGUACAAGAAGAGCAAAUCUGGUUUCUCCUAUUUCAAACACUGAUGAAGCUCAGAUAUCAUCAGAAGGCUUUCCAGUACCUGAUAUUGGUGGUGGAUUAAAUUCUAAUGAGCCCAAUGGAUCACUACUUGCUAUGGGUGCGUCUAAUAACACACAACAAUUUAAAAUGAAGCUUGAAAAUGUUCCAUCUCUUGCCAGAUUAUCUGAAAGUGAGGAAUCGGGAGCUGGUGAAAGCAAAUUUAAGGAGAAAGGGAUGGAUAAUGUUGAGUUAGAUGGCAGAGGCACAAAUGCAGUUCGGAAAGUUGGAACUUUCUCAUUGCCCACAAAAAAGAAUAAAUUACUUAUGAAGGAAGAAAUUGGGUGUGGUUUGCGGAGACAAGGAAGGAGUGGAAGGAGUUCGUCGUUAUCAAGAGUGUCUGUCCCUCCAAUAAGGGAAAAUUCAGAGGAUACAGCCACAGCAAAGCCACUUCGAAGCACAAGGCCAGGUUCUGAUAAAAAUGAAAGCAGGCUAGGGCGCCCUCUCUCGAAAAAGUUGUCAGAACGCAAAUCUUUUACUCGCCCUGGGCAUGUGCUUAAUAGUGGUUCCUCAGAUUUCACCGGUGGUGAAUCAGAUGAUGAUCAUGAAGAACUAAUGACUGCUGCUAAUUCUGCUCAUAAUGCCAGCUAUAAUGCGUGUUCCGGUUCAUUCUGGAAGAAAAUGGAACCAAUUUUUGCUUCGGUCAGUUCAGGGGAUGCAGCCUUCUUGAAGAAACAGUUAAGUUCUGCUGAGGAGCUUGAUGAAAGCCUAUGUCACAUUUUUGCUGCUGACUUAUAUGUUCUGGGUGAACUUCUAAGCAAAGAAGUCUCAUUGUCUCAACCUCUUGCAUCUGGGGAGAAGCAAGGAAGUCAACCGAAUGGAAUUGGAUCAAAUGAAUCUGAUAAGGCUGCAGGUUUGGUAGAUCAGCCUGAGGGCAAUAAGGCUCUAUGCAGAAGAAUAGAUGUAGGAGGACAGUUUGACAAAGUCACUCCAUUGUACCAACGAGUUCUAUCUGCCUUGAUUGGAGAUGAUGUGGUUGAAGAAUUUGAUCGCAGCAGUGAAAGCAGAAAUAAUUAUUUUCAAUAUGCAAAUGGAGAUUCUCCUUUUGGUACAUAUAACCCUAUUGACGUUGAACCAAAAGAUGGUGAGAGAAUGGAAUCCGACAUUGAGUCAGAUUUGGAUCCUAGGACUCAGAAACGUUCUUUUGACUUCUACCCAUGUAAUGGUAGUACUGCUUCUAACAGAUUUAGGAGCACAAGCAUUUGUAAAAAUUCAUAUAAUGAUGAGUUUUGGCAAGCAGAUGAUGGUUUAGUGCAAUCAGAGGCCGGAGUUGUCACUGAACUCGUUCAAACAAAUCUGGAGGGGACCCAAGAUAUCCAAACAAAUAUUUCUGGCCUUUCUUCCAUUGGUUGCCAAUAUCAAGAGAUGAAUUUGGAUGACAAAAUUUUGCUGGAGCUGCAGAGCAUCGGCCUUUAUCCGGAAACAGUGCCUGAUCUAGCAGAGGGAGAAGAGGAUGAGAUCAGUAAAGAUAUUGUGGAACUCAAGAAGGGGCUUUACAAACAGGUAGUGAAAAAGAAAGAUUACUUAAUCGAAAUAGAUAAAGCUGUUCAGAAAGAGAAGGAGAUUGAAGCACGGGACCUGGAGCAGGUUGCCAUGAAUAAGCUUGUCGAGAUGGCUUACAAAAAGCAAAUGGCUCGCCGGAGAAGUUCUAAGAGUGGGGUCAACAAGGUUUCAAGGCAAGUUGCUAUGGCUUUUGUGAAGCGAACUCUUACAAGAUGUCGAAAGUUUGAGGACACUGGAAUAAGUUGCUUUAGUGAUCCUGCAUUACGGAAUGCCCUUUUCUCCAGAAAAGAUGCUAUAACUGUAGAUGUUGGUGGGGCUUCCACAAAUAUGUAUGCUGUGGCUGGGAGCUGUCAGCCUGAGGCCAGAGCAUCUGCUGUUGGUGCCUGUUCCAGUACGCUUGAGCGAAAUGGUCCUCACAUUGAUAAGCUUGACAGGGGUUCAUCAGGUGCAUUUCAAGUUCAUGCUCACUCAUCUGAGCAAACUUUUGCUAAACAUGAACCUUUAAACAGAGGGAAGAAGAAGGAAGUGCUGCUUGAUGAUGUUGUGGGAAGUGCUGCCUCAAGAGCCAGAUCAGCCCUUGGAAACUCUCUCUUGGGUGGAGAAAAAGGAAAGAGAAGUGAGAGAGAGAGGGAUCACAAGAAGGAUAUUUUAUCAAGAAAUUCCGUGGCCAAAGCUGGCCAUCCAUCAUCGGGCAAUUGUAGGGAUGAACACAAAACAAAAACAAAACCCAAGCAAAAGACAGCUCAACUAUCAACUUCAGGAAAUGGACUUCUUGGAAGGCUUGCAGAAACAACUCAUUCUGUGUUCCCAUCUGGGCGUGGUUCCAGUGAAACAGUGACUCAUGGUGGUGUCAAAGUAAGUGGAGAAAUGGGGUUGAUAUCCCCUGGUAACAUUCCUCAGGAUUCGUCUAAAAGAACUGAGGAACCUAUUGACCUUACAAACUUGCAGCUACAAGAAUUGGAUUCUAUAGGAAUAGGCGUAUCAAAUGACCUUGGUGGUAACCAAGAUCUCAGUUCGUGGUUGGAUUUGGAUGAAGAUGGCUUGCAAGACCAUGAUUCAAUGGGCCUUGAGAUACCCAUGGACGAUCUUUCAGAAUUAAAUAUGCUUAUCUGAGUACUGCCCAUUGUACAUCCAUGUGCAUUAUUCAAGAGUUUUAGUGGUGGAGCUGCUGUUGGGAGACAUCUAACUACUUAAUUAUUGGUCUUAUUAGCUCGUAAUUAUGGUAGUCCAUUCUUUUGUGUUUUUUUUUCGGUAGAACAUUCUUUUGUGUUCUUUGAAGAAGUUGACAAGAGUUUUGAGUGUUUAUUUGAGUCCACAAUUCUGUCCUUGUGUCAAAUUGUACCUUAGUGUAAAAAGGCCUCUUUCAUUACUUUAGUUUUGAACAAAUGUUGUCAACUUUUGACAUGUUCUCAUAGGAAUUUGUACUUUGGAAA